CCAGGCCCAGCUCCCUCAGUCUCCCUCUACCGACCUACCUACCUACCUACCUACCUAUUGUUCCCUUCUUCAUCCUCCUCCAAAUUCAAUUCCUUCCAGUAAUCGAUCAAUUGGAGAAAUGUACCAGCAGCAACAGUCGCAGAGCAACUCGUCGUCCUUCUCCAUGGACGAAGAGCAGCAGCAGCAGGAAAUGUACAACUCCUACUCCUACUCCUACUCGUACAACAACAGCAGCAGCAGCAGCCCUAAUUCUUCCGUGGACUGCACACUUUCCCUCGGCACGCCUUCCACACGCCUCCAGCACUCCGCACCACAUCACCAUCACCAUAAGAAGCGCACAUCCAGAUCAGCCUGGUCGAAUUUCUUCUCUUCCGACAACAACGAAAACGCUGCGCCGCCGCCCUGCAGAAACGACACUCUCCUCGCGCGGCGCUGCGCCAAUUGCGACACCACUUCUACACCCCUAUGGCGAAACGGCCCACGUGGCCCCAAGUCUCUCUGCAAUGCUUGUGGAAUUCGAUACAAAAAGGAAGAAAAGAGAGCCAUGGCGGCCGCUGCCGGCUCGAGCCAUAGAAGCCACGCCGACUCACAGUACAUGAUGAUGAGCAGCGCGUGGACGGCGGCAGGGGGAGCGGCGGCGCCGUACUAUCCUUCGGGCUAUGGCAAUGAAUACGAAGACGACGUCGUUUACCAGCAGCACGACUACGACAACUGGCGGGCAAGGUUUGUUCACGAAUGAUGACGAUGAUAGAUGAUUGAAUUCAGUUCAUUAAUUGGACAUGAAUCAUAACAAAAACAAACACUGCUGAAAGAGCCGCAAAUCGACGAGUCAGUCCCAUGAUAGCGACGUACGGACUAAAAUUAAUUAAACAAAGUGUUAGUAAGUGACUGAGCUGACUCGACUCAGUCAUGAUUAUUAUUAUUAUUAUUAUUAUUCUUUUCUUUUUCAGAUGAUUAUGAAUUAUUUAUUUGUAUUAUUAUUAUUAAUUAUUUUUGUUGGUGAAGAUAUAUAGUCGGGGGUGAGGUGAGGUCAGUCUAGAUAGAUGGUUGAGUGAAAAGGAGUUAAUUCUAUAUGUGUCUGUGGUGGUCAGAUUUUGCUUUCUCUUUCUUAGCUUUCACUUCUUUUUUUGUAUUCGGUCAAAAUUCAAAUUGCCAUAGCCAUUUGCCAUUCAUUUGUAGUGCCUUUUUGCGCGUUUGCCUGUCUUCAUAACCCUCCUUUAUUAUAAACUGUUCUUAUGUAUUUAUGUGCUGCCCCAAAUCCCGAUUGACCUCUUUUGCCAUGGGAUGGUUAAAAUCAGCGUUAUGUUGAUUUUUCAAUUCAUCACAUCACAAUUUAUAUGUACAAACAACAUACAA
This is a messenger RNA of Andrographis paniculata, 1356 nucleotides long. RefSeq names its product GATA transcription factor 20-like. The transcript has 2 exons. Gene Ontology annotation, molecular function: zinc ion binding; sequence-specific DNA binding; DNA-binding transcription factor activity. The record is from RefSeq and is a predicted model, not a curated record. The coding region runs from base 119 to 739 and encodes 206 amino acids. NCBI's taxonomy places the organism in Eukaryota, Viridiplantae, Streptophyta, Magnoliopsida, Lamiales, Acanthaceae. Gene Ontology annotation, biological process: flower development; regulation of DNA-templated transcription.